This is a messenger RNA of Macrobrachium nipponense, 5432 nucleotides long. Its product is annotated as neurotrimin-like. Gene Ontology annotation, cellular component: neuron projection. The transcript is spliced from 11 exons. NCBI's taxonomy places the organism in Eukaryota, Metazoa, Arthropoda, Malacostraca, Decapoda, Palaemonidae. The coding region runs from base 3334 to 4704 and encodes 456 amino acids. The record is from RefSeq and is a predicted model, not a curated record.
CGACAGGCCACGCUGUGGUGAGCACGUCUUUUCACGCCUCUCCUGAAAGUACUUCCAUCGGCUUUACUUCUCUCUCUCGCACUCCCUUUUCCCCGGGAGAUCGGGGCACCGUGGACCUCCGCCCUUUGACCGCAAGUUCUCAACCUGCAAAACGCCACGGGAUUCUCAGAAAGACCCUCCCGCAUACAAUCUCAUAAGGCAAUCAUUCUAUUCGCGAAUUAAAAGUCUAUUCGGCUCUUUUACUCCUCCCGGAUUAACAAAAUAACACCAAGUCUCUGCCCUCAACACUUGAAAGGGAAUCGGAACCCCCCAUCCCACCAACCCCAGAAGCUCAAAUCCGUUCAGUGCUUCUACAACCCAAAGACGCAUCUUAAAUUCAAACUAAAUUUUUGAAUAAAAUCCCAAAAAUUUGAGGUGGCCUAAACUGAUGUGAUAUCCGAUCCCAACCUCCUCAUCCUGGCGGUGGCAUCUACCUCAGAAGAGUCAGCACGUGUGGGCAAUUUUUUAUUGCCUUCGGAGAACAGCCGAAACACCUACAAUAUGCUAAAGGUAUAGUCAGUCGCAACAUUUUCCGUUGGGAACAUUAUUUUCCAGAUAACAAAUAAAAGCAGGAGAUAUUUAUGUCACUUUGCGUUCAUUGUCUCUGAAGGAUCACAUAUCUUAAGAAGCCAAAGUUAACGAACUGUUUAAAAAAAUUCAUUCAUGACCUCAAUUCUAAGAAGAAAAUAUUCUUCACUGUGAUGAGAAUCUAGAGAAGGCAGAGUAAAGAUAUUCAAGAUAACAAUCCUUAAAAUACAUCAUUCGUAAGACGAAGUUUUUCAUUAAAUGCCUUUUAUAUCACGAGAAACUGAAAUGAACACGGAAGGAAUUUAAACAUACGAAACAGAGCGGAGAGAAAUAUAUGACAUAAAAUUGUGACAUAGUAUAGUGAUAAAAUUUCAUUCAAUCUCUUUUAAGAACGAUGAAAAAAUAAUAGACACAGAAGCAUAAUUCAAUCGUGGUAAAGUGUAAUACACAAAAACGCUCAUAUAUUAUAUAUUCCCAUUCUGAGAGAACAGAAUACAGGGCCAUUUCCAAAUGAGACAAGUGACAAUCGUAAUAUGAAAUAAGAAGAUAACAUUCCUUAUAUUCAAAAUAAUACACAAAUUAAAAGCAGAGAACCACAAAUAAAAGAAAACAUAACAGUCAAUAAAACGCCCGAAUUCAAUCAUUUCUGCUAUAACAGCUUUCAUUUGGAAAAUCCGGAAACUUGCAAGUAAAUACCCUAAUUUUAUUUAAUAUAUGAAAACUUAGAAGACAACAAAGUAAAAGAUUAUAUUAUCGUUCAACAGAAUAAUCGUUAUCAAGAAAAUUAAUAUAAGAUACAUUUUGAUCAGAAACGAAAACUGAAAUAAGCGAUAAUUUUGGAACGAAGAACACAAAUAAGUCAAUAAUAACAUCGGUCGCUGGACAGACACUUUUUUCACGAAUAUACAUCAUUGGCCGGGAUAACUUCGAAAGCAGAAUUAUCAAAUUAGCUAUUCAGCGGAAAGCAUCGAUCUCGAGAAAAUUAAACUGAGGGGGGCAAAACAGGAACGCGAAAAAGUAAGACAGAGGGAAUAUCAAGCAUCAAGAAAAGAGGGCGAGACCAUUCACCCAUAGAACGGAGAGCGUGGAGGAGAAGAGAUACGACCAGUCUCGGGAACCUCAACUCGACUUCUCCCUCCAGUCUUCUUCGCUCAUUCCCCUCACCUCCCUCCCCUCCCCUCACUCUUCUGCCUUUCCUCCUCUUUCCAGUCCUGUAUCAAUCCUGUACCCGACGGCAGCAAAUCCCAUUGAUGCCAUAUAAUUGCAGCUAAAGGGUGCGGCCGGCGUAUGUUUCUUGACCGGCAAAUCUCCUUCGACGCUUGACCUAAUCAAAACUGGUCGAGACAGUGUUACCCUUCAUUUUUACUUAAAUAAUUCUGUUGCUUGGUUCAAUACAUCAAGACAGGGUUGACGUUCACGUACUUCAAAGGAUAGACUGCCCGACUGAAUGAUAUAAAAAUAAAAGGUGUUGCAACGGCUAAGGUCAUUGAAAGCGAGAAUCAUAAUUUGGCCCAACAAGGAGAAGCAUUCUGAUAGAAGAUUUUUUUUUUAUUUCCAAAGAAGAAAAUUCAGAGGUGGGAAAGCGUUGAAGACCAGCCGGUACACUCACUUUACUAGACCGGCAGCGGCAGAACGGAAGGCAAAGAGCGAGCGAAGAUUUCAACCUUUCUUUUUCCUCCUCGUUCUUCCAUCUCCUUCUUUCACCGGAAGAAUAACGAAGAAGUGGAAGACCCAAACAAGAAUUAUACUAAUUUUCUGAGGGGAUAUCUGGUGGAAAUUACGAGUAGAUCCCAGGACCUGGGUCUACAGCGAUUUAGCGACCUCCGAAAAACUUCAGAGCGGAAUAAAAUAUAUCCUAUAAACUUAUCAGAUUCCUAUAGAAAAACAAUGAGGAACUGCAAGUAUUACAAUACCAAAACCCUAAGGAACCUUAACACUUUCAGUCCCAGGUAAACUUCAGUUAAAAAGGGGAAAUGGAUUGAUUUAUGUAAUGUACAUGAAUACCACUAAAAAUUUAACCUUGAACAAUUCACUCAGAAAUACCGAACUUUUAAUAAAACUAUAAGUUUAAUUUGAAAAAAAAAAAAAAAAAAAAGAAUACUCCUUCAGUCAACAGCCUAUACGCAUCGCCUCACAAAAUUAACUCAGAUGCAGGUAAUAUAAGAAAAUGAUAUAAGACUUAGAUGCAGUUAAUUACGAAAAUUAUAUCAUAUAAAGAAUAAAAUAAUCUGUUUCUUGCAAUAAAAAUCUUCAGAAAUUUUCGUCAUCACCCAAAAAUCGAAAGCUACAAAGAACCUGACACCAUACCAUAGGACGUAAGACAUAAAUAAUUCUAUAUCAAUUGUGGGAAUUAAAAAAAAUAAUUAUUACAUUUUGUAGUGAAACAACGAACCUUCCAAUAUUAUAAAUGUACAUAAAAUAGGUAAUCGCAGUGUGAAGUGUGUAUGUGCGUUUGUUUGUGUGUGUAUUCAGUGCAUUCCUGUCUCUGCAACGCCGUGGUCAAGGUAUCGCCGUUGACGGUCGAGUCGCAAAGCGGAGGGAGAGAGAGAAAGAGAGAGAGAGAGAAAUAGAGAGAGGGAGAGAGAGCGAGAACGACCGGGAGCUUAUAUUACAUAAUAUGUAUGUUUCGGUUUUCCCUUCGACGUUAUCCAUUUAGCCCCUCGGAGCAUAUCUGAAGGAGGAGGAAGUUCGUGGAGCGGAUCUCCUUCCACUCGCCGACUAAGGACAAAUCUUCUGGCCAAAUAAUCUUCACAAAAGAACGCGAAAAUGGUUCGUUUAUCAUCGACUCGCACUCGCCUCCUUGCCGAGACCGUCGUAGCCCUGAUCCUCUUCGGCACAGGGUCUGCUCAGCACGUCUACACAUCACAGUCUUACCGAGUUGUGAGCUACGAACCCGAGUUCUUGGAGCCACUAAAGAACGUGACAGUCACAGAGGGAAGAGAAGCCACCUUCACCUGCGUGGUCGACCACCUUGGAGGUUAUCGGGGCCAAUGGGUCGGGGUCGCAUGGAUCAAGGCGGACACCAAAGCCAUCCUCGCCAUCCACAACAGGGUCAUCACCCACAACAACCGGAUGAACGUCAUCCACUCCGACCACAAGACCUGGGAGCUCAAGAUCAGAGACGUCAAGCGCAACGACUCGGGGGAGUACAUGUGCCAGAUCAACACCGACCCCAUGAAGAUGCAGGUUGGGUACCUGAACGUCGUCAUACCACCGGACAUCGAGGAGAAGGACACGUCCGGGGACGUGAUGGUGCCGGAGGGCAGCACCGUGAAGCUGGCCUGUAAGGCCAAGGGUUUCCCGGAACCGCGCAUUGAAUGGAGGAGAGAGAACGGGAAGUCCAUCGUUCUGAGACCACCCAACCAACCCAAAAAUGAAGUGUUGCUGUGGGAGGGUCCCGAAUUGAUGAUGGACAAAGUGGCCAGGGACGACAUGGGAGCCUACCUCUGCAUCGCCAGCAAUGACAUCCCACCAGCUGUUAGCAAACGCAUAGUAGUGCAGGUGCACUUCCACCCCCUGAUCCGGAUUCGAGACCAGCUAGUCGGAGCACCUAUAGGAACCAACGUCACCCUGGAGUGCGAGGUAGAGGCCAGUCCAAAAUCAAUCAAUUACUGGAGCAAAAUACAGAACAGCACAGGUCCGCAGAUCGUCAACAGCAGAAAGUACAUCAACGAGGAGAUCGUGGUCAACGACUACACCCUGAUCAUGAAGUUGACCAUCAAAAAGCUCGAGCUGGAAGACUUCACAGCUUACAAAUGCACCGCAAAAAAUUCGCUGGGAGAGGUCCAGGGGACGAUCACGCUAUACGAGAUCCAGCUGCUGAAGCCCAUGACGACAGCCCAGGACCCAAUAGUGGACACGAUCGGCCACGAGAUCGACCACAUCACCGACAACAACAUCGACAUACCCCGCUCGCACGACAGGCACAGAGGCGGCGAUCACGCCCCUCGCCAGAGCAUCCAAAGUGUCACCAUACCGACACCGCCCUCACGCCCGCGCAACACCCACCAGGUGCCCUACUUGCCUUCCGAGAACGAGAUACUCCCCGACAGCAGCACCUCCGUCUGCCCUUCCACCUUAUUGCUGCUCAUAACGACGCUGUCGGCACUCGCCCUCAAACUAUGGACGUCAACAUAGGUGAACUCAAAGGAUUCAUAGUUUCAGAUACAUCAGCAGCAGCAUUAUCGUAGUUAGCGUUACCCUACGACCUGCAAGUUCGGAAAGAGAGAGAGAGAGAGAGAGAGAGAGAGAGAGAGAGAGAGCGCACAGUUAAGGUCAUCACCUGGAACAUGAUUUCCUUGGUUCUCACUGAUAUACGCUCCCCUCCUUUGACUCGUAUUUCCUACAGCUCUGACCUUCGUUCGAAAAACCGCUUCAGUCCCUCAACAGGGGUGUGUGUGUGUGUGUGUGUGUCUUUAGACGGCUAUUCGUGUAUCUGCUCAAAUGCUUAUUGUGUAUAGUGACCUGCACGUCUUCGGGGACGGCUGCUGGCUACGUAAUGAAGGGAACUUCGACUUGUAUGCCUUCGAGAGAGAGAGAGAGAGAGAGAGAGAGAGAGAGAGAGAGAGAGUACCUCGUUGGCUACAACUGUACUGUGUAACACAUAUUCGUAUUAGCAUUAAAUGGAAUAUUUGUAAUAUAAUAACUAUAAUACAGUCUUUGUUCUUCUGCGAUGAGACAAUGUGAUCCCACCCAAAUAUAAUACUAUAAUAUAAUGCUCAGAGUGGAACCCAGGAGGAUUCAUAGUGAUAGACUUGAGCUUUAUUCCAGUCCAAGUGGAUGCACGGCACUCUACUCUCCCCCUCUAUUGACGAUGUAGACUGAUGAUGGAGAGCGUGCAUGAAAGACAUACGCGUGCAAAUAUA